GAUAGAAUUUCUUACGGAAUUACAAAGAAAAAGAAAAGAAACUCCAAAAAGGAGAAAUGGAAGAAACACAAACUGCGCGCGGGAAUUCAAUGGCAGCUCCGGCGAUUUUCUUCCUCGUGUUCUCUUUUCACUUCGCCUCCAAAUGUCUUGAUUCCUACACAAAGAAGAAAGGAUCAAUUGAUGAUGUGGAUGCUCAAUUGCGAGCGGAGAUUAACAAGCUGUUGAAGGAGGCCAGUUCCUUAUCACAGCCCUCAACAUUUGCACAAGCUGCAAAGUUAAAAAGGAUGGCCGCAGCAAAGGAGAAGGAACUUGCAAAACAUCAGGAAAUGCACGACAAAGACAUAAAAUCUUCAUUUGAUAAAUAUGGAAAGCCCUUAAUGAUAUUAAAGGUUCUCAUGUAUGUUCUGCUGACUUUUUGGUUUUGGCGAGCGCCAGUCGCUACAAUACCUAGUCAACUUGCGCAACCCUUCGGUAAGAUGUUGUCUUGGACAGCAGGUCCAUCUAUAAAGGACAAUGUUAAGGUUGGGAUCAUUCCAUGGAUGGUAAUUUCCUUCAGAGUUAGCAAGCUUAUCUGCAGGAAGAUGUUGAAGUUUAAGUAAACUACUGUUGAGAGAGAUUUUGGUUAGCCUCUUGCCUUUCCAUUUGUUCUUCUGUAAUCAUUUGUAUUUCAAUUUCUAUCAACAUGUACACAUCUAGUUCAGUCCAGUCUAGUCUGAUCUAUAGUUAAAACAACGCCUUCGUGUCUUCGUAAAAAUUUAUCCUCCGGUUGAAACGACACUGUCUUUGUCCAAUAAACAAUCAGUUUCGCUAAUUAUUAUCAAUAAAUCUUGAUCCACAUGUCAUUACAAUUAA
This is a messenger RNA of Sesamum indicum (sesame), 852 nucleotides long. Its product is annotated as protein GET1. The record is from RefSeq and is a predicted model, not a curated record. Gene Ontology annotation, molecular function: protein-membrane adaptor activity. Gene Ontology annotation, cellular component: GET complex. Lineage: Eukaryota; Viridiplantae; Streptophyta; Magnoliopsida; Lamiales; Pedaliaceae. Gene Ontology annotation, biological process: tail-anchored membrane protein insertion into ER membrane.